Messenger RNA from Brassica napus (rape), 1307 nucleotides. Its product is annotated as F-box protein PP2-A14. Gene Ontology annotation, molecular function: protein binding. Bases 124 to 1191 code for a protein of 355 amino acids. The record is from RefSeq and is a predicted model, not a curated record. The transcript is spliced from 3 exons. NCBI's taxonomy places the organism in Eukaryota, Viridiplantae, Streptophyta, Magnoliopsida, Brassicales, Brassicaceae.
AAGCAUUUUUUAACUGCACUACAUCAAAAAAAUUCUUAGUAAAAUAAUUAAAAGUCAUAAAAAUUCUUGUUCACAUAAAUAUAUUUGUCCCACGUACCACCCUUUCUCUCUUUAAAACCAAGAAUGCCAUUAACUUCCUCCAUUAAACAAAGAACAAAAGAAUCGCAAAUAUGUCAAACCCAUUUCUUUCAUCUCUAUAUUUUCUACUUGUCCACCACAUCAAACCCGAAACUUGAAUACAUAAAGACAAAAGUAAAAAAAAAAGGAUCAUCAAAUUCAAAGAAGAGUCAUAUAUAUAUAUCAACCGAUCUUUUAGCUAUGGGGGCAGCUUCAUCGAGCCUCGCCGGAUCUGAGGCUUAUGCUGGAAAGUUAUGCGGUCUCGAAGACGUACCUGAGAACUGUAUAACGGCAAUGUUCAUGUGCAUGGAACCACCGGAGAUAUGCAUACUUGCAAGGGUGAAUAAGUCAUUUCAUAGGGCGUCGAGAUCCGACACGGUGUGGGAACACAAGCUUCCCCUUAACUACAAGUUUUUGGUCCGAAGAAUCCUUGAAGAUCAACAAGUAGGAGAAAAAGACAAAGUUAUUAGCCGCACGAAAGAGAUCUAUGCAAGGCUUUGCCGACCAAACUUCUUCGACGCCGGCACAAAGGAAGCAUGGUUGGACAAGAGAAGUGGGAAAGUGUGUUUGGCUAUAUCACCAAAGGCAAUGAAGAUAACCGGCUUUGAUGAUCGCCGAUAUUGGGAACGUAUUUCUUCCGACGAGUCGAGAUUUGGAUCAAUAGCUUAUCUCCGGCAAGUAUGGUGGUUAGAAGCGGUGGGAAAUAUCAGAUUUGAAUUUGCACCAGGAAAAUACAGUGUACUUUUCAAGAUACAUUUAGGCAAACCUUUGAGAAAGUGUGGGAGAAAAACAAGUAACCUCGACCAAGUUCAUGGUUGGGAUAUCAAACCGGUCAGGUUUCAACUGUCUACAUCAGACGGCCAAGGUGCGAUGUCUGAACGACAUUUGGAUGAACCAGGGAGGUGGUUUUAUCAUCACGUGGGUGAUUUUGUCGUAGAGAAUCAAAACUCGCCCGUUUGGGUCAAGUUCUCUAUGCUCCAGAUAGAUUGUACACAUACCAAAGGUGGUUUAUGUUUAGAUUGUGUGAUUAUAUGUCCAUUUGAGUUUAGAGGGAAAUACACAUAUUUCGAUUAGUUUUUUGUUUGAAAGGUUUUGUUUUGGUAUAUUAGUAUGUAGGAUAUUUAUUACUUGUAAAUAUACAAAGUCUGUUUAUAUUGUUAAUUAAUAUAAUCAGGUGCAAAUUUAUAUUA